UUUUGGUUUGGCCAUAGAUGGUGAAUAUCAGUGGAAAAAUUUGUACAGUAGAAAAGUAGUUACUGUUUGGUUUGUGCAGUGGGAUAUCGAAUUAUGGGUGAUGCUGAGUUUGAUGACAUGAGAGGGAAGCGCUUAGGUUUAGCGCAUUCGAAAUAUAAAGAAAAUGAGUUCGAUAAUAGGAAUGCUGCAGAGGAAAAAAAACGCGAACAAGAGGAAGUGAAAAAUAGUAUUCUUAGCCAAGUCUUGGAUCAGUCGGCAAGAGCUCGACUAAAUACUCUGAUGAUCGGUAAACCAGAAAAAGGUCGCUUAAUUGAAGAUAUGAUUGUGCACAUGGCAAGGACGGGCCAACUUAUGGGAAAGUUAAAUGAAAAUGGACUCAUUAACAUAAUGGAAAAAGUUAGUGAACGGAUGCAGCGACCUACUACAACUGUCAAAUUUGAUCGACGACGAGCGGCUUUGGAUGAUUCUGAUGAUGAUAUAUAAUGAAAUAGCUGGAAGAAAGAAGGAAGCUGCAACUGAAAGAAAACAAUCUGAAAUUAAUUUAAAAGGACUGAAGUAUAGAAUUUUCAUAUCCAUAAUAUUGUUUAUGAUACAUGCUCAUUAACUUUCAUUUAAUACAAGCUUAUAUUCUUUAUGGAAGCUUGUAACAUUACACUGCAUUAAAUGAUGAAAAUAAUUUCUUUUUUAAAACAUGUACAGUAUUUUUCCACUAAAAGUGAAAUCUUAAAAAUUAAGUAGGUAAAGUAUUGACUUUUGCUAAAAAGUCUACUGUUGUGUUAUCAACACCAAUAACUAUUGAAGUACUGUAGUGACAGUUUCCCAGGCAAUGCAAGGUGCAGAAACUAGAAAAAAAAUUAUCACUAACAUGUUUAUAUCAAGUACUUUGUAUGCUGAAAUAGGCUGACAACUAAACUAUAGUUUGUGUGUGUGCGUGCUUGCUUAUUUACAAGUAAAUUACAAAAAUGUAUGUAAAUAUCACUGGUCCACAUAAAUAUCCCAUUAUGCUAUA
This is a messenger RNA of Schistocerca nitens (vagrant locust), 1009 nucleotides long. RefSeq names its product programmed cell death protein 5 (gene PDCD-5). Gene Ontology annotation, molecular function: DNA binding. The record is from RefSeq and is a predicted model, not a curated record. Gene Ontology annotation, cellular component: nucleus; cytosol. Bases 94 to 483 code for a protein of 129 amino acids. Lineage: Eukaryota; Metazoa; Arthropoda; Insecta; Orthoptera; Acrididae. The transcript has 4 exons.